Messenger RNA from Trichoderma atroviride IMI 206040, 3188 nucleotides. Lineage: Eukaryota; Fungi; Ascomycota; Sordariomycetes; Hypocreales; Hypocreaceae. The record is from RefSeq and is a predicted model, not a curated record.
CCGGCUUCUCUCGCACCAUGUGGCUCGACCGGCUCUCAGGGAGUCAAGUCAGCGCGUCCGGGCCCUCGACUCCUCAGAUCACCAGCCGGCACAACUCGCCGCUUCCGCGAAAGCCACAGGCCAAUCUCAGCCCCUACGUAACCUCUCAGCGGCAAGGGCCCUCUCCGCGGGGGUCGUCUCUGUCAUUAGUGUCCAGCGACUCUACAACCUCGCUGCUGGCGUCAUCACGCAAGCCCAAUGGCUCAGAAGUGAAACAGCCAGCCGCGCCUCAGGUUCCGGACUCGGUAAACAUCUUGGAGAGGCUAUUGGCGGCAGAUUCGGAGAUUGUAGGCAAGCCUCAGGGCAAGGCAAGCUCAAUCACGGAGGAGGAUCUGGGGCUCGAUGUCGAUUUCGGAGGGUUGUCUCUAAAGGAGCUGGCCGCUGGGAGCUCCGAUGGCGAUGCCACAAGCUUCCGCCGGCCCCAGAAUGCCAGCGAGUGUACGUUGCAAUUCCGACGCGCCGGCCCAAACGACUGUAUUUCGCGUGCUAAGUUACCAUUUAUAGAUGAGAACGACAAGGCCCGAUUCGACGCCUUGCAUCGAUCCAUUGUUGCGUGCGACGACAUCUUGAACUCGGUCGAAAUCAACCUUGCGGAUUUUCGCAAUGACCUUUCCACUGUUUCGGCUGAUAUCGAAACUCUGCAAACCCGUUCUAGCAUAUUGAGUCGAAGGUUAGAAAAUCGAAAACGAAUAGAGAAGGCGCUUGGCCCAUUGGUAGAAGAGCUCAGCGUGUCGCCCGAGACAAUUUCCAGGAUAACGACAAGCCAUAUUGAUGAAGCAUGGGCGAAGACUUUGAAUGAAUUAGACAAGAGAGCCUCAGCCGUUCAGAAGCUGUCAGGAACACAGCAGGGCAAAGCCAGUGAAGAGCUUGGUCCGAUAUUGGAGAAACUAAUAUUAAAGGCUGUCGAACGGAUUCGCGACUUUCUUGUUGCCCAGAUAAAGGCUCUUCGAUCGCCCCAUAUCAAUGCGCAAAUCAUCCAGCAACAAAAUUUCCUAAAAUUCAAAGACCUUUACACAUUCCUCCAUAAACACCAUGCGACGCUCGCAGACGAAAUCUCGCAGGCGUACAUGAACACGAUGCGAUGGUAUUACCUCAAUCAGUUCACGCGCUACGAGAGAGCUUUGGCCAAGCUCAAACUUCAUAUUCUGGACAAGAAUGACGUUCUAGGGCAGGAAGACGCGACUAGAAAAACAGCCGUCUUAUCUAGUAGUCGUGUUGCCGGCGCACCGCAUGAUGCGUUCAAUCUUGGACGUCGGAUUGAUAUGCUCCGAACCAAGAGCACCUCGGCCAUCUCGUCGUACCUGGCAGAGGAGGACCAAUCAACCCACUACCUGGAAGUCCCCUUUCGAAACUUCAACUUGGCUCUCAUCGAUAAUGCCACAGCCGAGUAUACCUUCUUGGCAUCCUUUUUCGCCCCCGCCUUGUCGUAUUCACAAAUAUCUAAAAACUUCAAUUAUAUAUUUGAGCCAACGUUUGAGGUUGGUAGAGUGCUUUCAAGAGCCCUCGUAAGCGAGACAUUCGAUGCCCUGGGUCUCCUGCUCUGCAUUCGACUUAACCAGCACUUUGCUUUUGACCUUCAAAGGCGAAAGGUCCCUGCCGUGGAUGGCUAUAUCAACGGCACGAAUAUGCUAUUAUGGCCACGACUGCAGGUCAUAAUGGAUCGCCACUGCGAAUCCGUUCGACUACUGACUAAUGCUGCGCCCGCGAAACUCGCUCGGGCCGACCAGUUGAAGUUGUCCGCCGCACCGCACAUGGUGACCCAGCGGUUUGGGCAACUGCUCCAAAGCUUCCUGGCCCUGUCCACUGAAGCCGGCGACGAUGAGCCCGUCGUCGCCAGUCUUCGCCGUUUGCGGUCCGAGGUCGAAGCUUUCUUGACUCGACAUAGUCAAACGCAUGGCGACACGAGAAAAAGCGAGCGAUUUUUAUACAACAACUAUUCCUUGAUUCUUACCAUUAUCGGCGAUGAAACGGGCAAGUUGGCACAGGAGCAACAGGAGCACUUUGAGGAAUUAAAGCAAAAAUACCAGGGCGAAUCAUAGAAGUACAUAUGUACAUUUGAAGCAAAAGUACCUACGUAAUUAUAAUAACGUAUACAUUAAGACUUUGAAUCUAAGCAUUGAUGUGGAACUAGGGUUGGAUUCUGGUUUCUACUGUAUGGCGUCUGGAGGCACAGCAUGUUUAUGGCAGAAAGUUGAAUAUUAGAUAGGCAAUCUAUAAAAAACAUUACACACAAAGGUUCUAUAGUUGGGCUCUUCAUCUCUUUCCUUCCUCUUCUUUCCUACAUGAUAACAAUUUCAUUGUUGGCCCGGGAAAAGGGACCAUAUAUACUGCAGAAGAGUAGGGUUCCGCCGGAGGUAGAAUGCCACGACUCCAACCAUGAUGGCUGUUCCGAUGAACCUGGCAGGCCGCCUGUAUAGCCAGAUUCUCCUCCUGACACCCAUUCUUAACUCUUCCCACUGUAUCUCCUUGACUUGUUUCUCGAAGUAGUGAUGACCAUCUUCAAUAGUUUGCCGCACGCUUUCAUCUACAUCCCUGGAGGUUUUGAGGACGCUGGACGAAGAAAUUUGAUGCCAUGAUCUCAAGGUCUCAGGGGGGUUCUGGGUAAAAAGAUCUACAGAUCUCUUGAUGAGAGCAUCCAAGUCUAAUUCUGGAGGGACUCUGCCGAGAAUGACUUGAAGCAUAUCGGGCUCGUCAAUUUCAAGAAUCUCUUCGCGGCGAUCUAUGACAAUCUGGGCAAACAGGUAUAUGGAAAAGGUAGGUUCGCGCGCCAAGAUGACGUCAAACAGCCGAGCUAUGUCCUUGUACCGCUCAAUAUUGUGAGCAUACAUGGUAAGGGUGCCAGCGAGGGCGUAAAAAGGUUCUAUACUGGAGAGAUGCCGGCGAAGCUCCAUGUCUGCGCGGGCUAGGAUAUCGGGGAGGAGCCUUAGCUGUGCGGUUGUGGCGCUGAGACUGGGCAGCAUGAAGUCGCGGAUCCUGAGAACGGAGAGCCGCGACACCAGCGGUGCUCUUGCCGCUGGCUCUAGGACCAGGAGGAAUACCUGGCAGAUGUCAUGGUACCCUUGAAAGUAGCAGAGAUAUGGGUGUCGGCGGAGAACCUCCACAAUGAGAUUUGAUAAUUCAUGUUUUCGCUCCUGUAGCUGUGCUUCGGA